UAGGAGCAAAAUGCAAGGCCAUAAUAACUCCUGUAGACCCCACUUUUAGCGCCCUCGAAAAUCAAUGAUGAAUGAAUGCAUGCUUUUAGAUUCCUCCAAUGGAAUCCAAUUGAUGAUUUGGGGAUUCACAUCACAUCUAUCCAAAUUGAAAAGGCCAAUGAUCAUCCAAACAUGAAACUCCUUUGAAAGAAUUGCCCUAAGAAAAUUUGUCAUUAAAUUAAGUAAAACCUGUGUCUGUUUCAUUUACUACCAAUGAUCAUAGAAUAUUAGUAACACAUGAUACCUCAGCUGACACAGUCACAUCACAUGACCAUCUCUUGCAUCCUACAAAUUAAAUGAAAAAAAAAAUAGAAGAAUUCUACUGAAAUUCCAUGAUUCCAUGCUUGGAACCAAGUAACCAAGUACCCUUAAGGACCCCAAAAGUUUGAUCUAGAGACUGUAGUUGUAAUUUGAUCAUUGGCAGAAUAAACUCUCCUGAAUGCAACAUAUAAUACAAUGAAUCUAUACCAUGAUGUGGAAAGUGAAGUUAGUAGAGUAAUUUCAAGAAAUGGAUUUACUUUAUAAAAGCAAGCAAGGAUUUUUUUUCCACCAGCAUGGUUACCCCACUGGUUAAACUUUAAAUAUACUGACCAAAAGUCGUAUAAUUAGGUGAGAAAAAGCUUCACUACCGGCAAACAACACAUGCAAAGUUAAAAACAAGUUAAAUAAAACCUACUGAGAAAACCUGACUUUGCUGUUGUUAAUUGUCACCCCAAAAGAUUUGACAAAUACAGAUGCCCAGCAAUAUAGGGGUAGUUACAAUCUAAGAAAUCUGUAAUAUGUAAUUAUUUCUCUCUUCUUUCUUUCAUGGACCCCCACAACCAUAAUCUUCCUUCUAUAGCUCUCAUGGCAAUAGAGUGGCCAGGAAAGGAGCAGUUGUCUUUCCAAAAGUGAUGGUUAGUUUUUAAGUACUUCGGGAUAGCCUUUUCGACUACGGUCCAUACGGGGCACCACAAACUGCUCAAAACCAACCUAACUUGCUUAUGACACAAUCAACAUAUCAUAGUUUGGAAGAGUUCUGUUAUAUCUGGCUUCCUCAUCCCCUUUUUCACGUUCUUCAGCUGCCAUGUCUGUAUUCCAUUUAAUAAUUUUCAUAUGGGUCCUUUUGUCAAUAAGCUGCGUUAUCUUUCUUACUUCUGCCUCAUGGUGCCCACACUUUGUUCAACAAACAACUCGACAAUUCGAGCAGAGAACAGAUCGGUUCUGGGAGUUUCAAGAGCAAUCCAACAGCUGGGUUGAAGUGAAACUUCCGUUUGAUCUUAUGUCUUGUGUUAAUGAUAACUGUACUAAAGUGGGUUUGAUUCAUCAAACAACAAAGACCAAAGAAGAGCAAUUAGAAUAUGAAAAAGAAGUUUCUAACCAAAAGAAGAACCUAAAAAUGAGGGAUGAUAUGGGAAAACUAGAGGAGAACCCUUAUACAGUUUUGCCUUUAAGAAAAAGAAUUUCCUUGACUAAAAUGUUGGAUACAUCCAUUUGGGUCACCGGUGAAAGUGGGUCUAUCUAUGAGAGGUUCUGGAAUGGAGUUCAGUGGGUGAUAGUACCACGUGACUUGCAGAUAUCAGCAGCUCAUGCAGUUUCUGUUUGGAUAGUCAACCAGACAAUCCUUGCUAUCUCAGAGGAAGGAACUCUAUAUCAGAUGCAACUCAGUGACAGCUCACAGCCAAUUUGGGUGGAGUUCAAACCUGAAUUCAAUCAAAGUACAAAUAAAGCGGAAAAGAGUUCAGUGAUUCAAAUAAAGUCUGGUACUGUUUCAUAUGAUGGGCUGAGAGUUUAUUUCUGCACAAAGAAUGGCUUGUUGCUAGAACUCAGUGAGGUUGAGCCCCCAAGGUAGAACUUUUUUCUUUCGAAGUCUUAAUGCAAGUAGUGACCUUCAAUCAUCGCUACCAUUGAUGCCUCAAGUCUCAUAUGCCAGUCUCUAUAAAUGACAUUUAGAUUUCAGUAGAAGACUCUAAUAUCCAGUUGGAUUAUGUGCUGUAAACAUAGUACAGAUGGGAGAGUCAUGGCCGACCACCAGGAGCAGAUGUUGCAGCAAUAGCUAAUGCAGCUAGAAUUAGAACAGAAGUAGUAUAUACAAUAAGGUGCUCUCUCUUUCUCUCUGUAAGUACAUGCACACAUCCACAAUCCUUUAGGCUUUGCUUGGUAGAGAGGAUAGAAAAGAGUAAGGAUGGAAAACUUGUUAAUCUAAUGGUUAAGCUUCAAA
This is a messenger RNA of Durio zibethinus, 2239 nucleotides long. The record is from RefSeq and is a predicted model, not a curated record. Lineage: Eukaryota; Viridiplantae; Streptophyta; Magnoliopsida; Malvales; Malvaceae.